Molecule: messenger RNA, 2897 nt
Organism: Temnothorax curvispinosus
Lineage: Eukaryota; Metazoa; Arthropoda; Insecta; Hymenoptera; Formicidae
Product: cullin-3-like
Exons: 13
Coding region: 2-2308 (768 amino acids)
Biological process (GO): ubiquitin-dependent protein catabolic process; protein ubiquitination
Cellular component (GO): Cul3-RING ubiquitin ligase complex
Molecular function (GO): ubiquitin protein ligase binding
Source: RefSeq, a predicted model, not a curated record
UAUGGAUGAGAAGGAUGCAGAAAGCAUCUGGACCUCAUUAAAGAGUGCUAUUCAAGAGAUAAUAGAGAUACCGAAGACAAGAUACUCUGGCCUCAGUUUUGGAGAACUUUAUCGCAAUGUUUACAUGAUGGUUAGUCACAAUUACGGCGAACGAUUAUACACGGGACUAAAGGAAGUCCUAACGCAACAUCUUGAAAACAAAAUGCGAGAGGAUGUUCGCCGUUCCUUCCAUAACAACUUCCUACAAACUUUAAAUCUAGCAUGGAAAAAUCAUCAAACGUCAAUGCAGAUGAUCAGUCAAAUCUUGUUGUACAUGGAUAGAGUGUAUAAUUUUCAACAGAAUAAUGUAGACAAUGUGUAUAAUCUUGGGUUAAUUAUUUUUCGAGAUCAGAUAGUCAGAUAUGAAUGUGUUAAAGAACAUUUACGGGAAACAUUAUUAGGUAUGAUUGCGAGGGAAAGAAGAGGAGAAGUUGUAGAUGUAGAUCGUAGCGCUAUAAAAAAUGCCUGCCAAAUGUUAAUUACACUUGGAAUUAACAAUCGCCAAGUUUAUGAGGAAGAUUUUGAAAGGCCUUUUUUACAACAAAGUGCUGAGUUUUAUAGAGGGGAAUCUCAAAAAUUGCUAACAGAAAAUAGUGCAUCGGAAUAUAUAGAAAAGGUUGAAGCUAGAAUCCGCGAAGAAUCUGAAAGGGCAAAACAUUAUUUAGAUGAAUCAACUGAAUCACGGAUAGUAAAAGUUGUAGAAGAAGAGUUAAUCAAAGUGCACAUGAAAACCAUUGUUGAGAUGGAAAACAGUCGUGUAGCACAGAUGCUCAAAAAUCAGAAAACGGAAGAUCUUGGUAAAAUGUAUAAACUAUUUUCGAGAGUAUCAGACGGAUUUCGCAUUGUGUGCGACUGUGUAUCUCAGUUCCUCAGAGAGCAGGGCCGCGCGUUAGUGCAAGAAGAGCAUGAAUCAACCACAAAUGCCGUUCUUUACGUCCAAAACUUGUUAGAUCUAAAAGAUCGCUUUGAUCAUUUUCUACGUUAUUCUUUCAAUAAUGACAAAAAUUAUAAACAGAUGAUAGUAUCAGAUUUUGAGAACUUCCUUAAUUCGAAUCCUAAAAGCCCGGAAUAUCUGUCGCUAUUUAUCGACGACAAAUUGAAGAAAGGCGUUAAAGGAAUGACAGAGCAGGAGAUUGAAGGAAUCCUAGAUAAAACUAUGGUUUUAUUCCGUUUGUUACAAGAAAAGGAUAUAUUUGAACAGUACUAUAAAAAACACUUAGCCAAACGAUUAUUGUUGAAUAAGUCUGUUUCAGAUGAUAGUGAAAAGAAUAUGAUAUCCAAACUUAAGACUGAAUGUGGAUAUCUGUUCACAUCAAAGUUAGAAGACAUGUUUAAGGAUUUAACAGUCAGCAACAUUAUUAUGGAUGAAUUUAAGGAUCAUGUUCGUACAUCUGGCACAAAUCUACAUGGUGUGGAUCUAAGUGUCCGAGUGCUCACAACUGGUUUCUGGCCAAUGCAAUCAGCCACUCGAAAAUGCAGUAUGCCCACUGCUCCGCGUGAUGCCUUUGAUGCCUUCCGGCGCUUCUACCUAGCUAAACAAAGCGGUCGACAAUUAACGUUACAGCCACAAUUAGGUUCUGCUGAUCUAAACGCUGUAUUUUAUGGACCACGAAGAGAAGAGAGUAAUUGCGGAGGCUUGAAUACUCCAUCAUCUUUGAGUUCUAUUGGGAAUGAUAGCGCAAGCAGCGGCUUAGUAAGCCAGCGAAGCAGCAUGUGUAGUGCACCACGAAAGCACAUAAUACAAGUUUCCACUUACCAAAUGUGUGUGUUAAUGCUGUUCAAUAAAAGAGAAGGGUUAACAUAUGAGGAAAUUCAAGGUGAAACCGAUAUUCCAGAGAGGGAUUUGGUCAGAGCAUUGCAAUCUCUUUCCAUGGGUAAAGUUACACAAAGAAUUUUACUUAAACAUCCUCGUACCAAGGCAAUUGAAUCUACGGAUUGUUUCUGUGUGAACGACAGUUUUAACAGUAAAUUACAUAGAGUAAAGAUCCAGACCGUAACCGCAAAGGGAGAAUCCGAACCUGAGAGAAUAGAGACGCGCAAUAAAAUCGAUGAAGACCGGAAACACGAGAUCGAAGCAGCCAUCGUACGAAUUAUGAAAGCCCGAAAGUGUAUGCCUCAUAAUAUACUGGUAACAGAGGUAACAGAACAGUUAAGAGGUCGAUUUUUGCCUUCACCUGUAAUAAUUAAGAAACGUAUCGAAGGCUUAAUCGAACGAGAGUACUUGGCUCGUACAGAGGAAGAUUUGAAGGUGUAUACAUAUGUUGCUUAAUGCUGAAUUCAAACAUGAAUAUAUUAUUGGGAAGUUUAUCGAAAAUGGUAAAAUAUUGAGUACGGCCGAUAUUGCAAAUACAAAGACAAAAAAAAAUAGAGAAUGGGUCAUUAUUGAGUACUGAAAACUGUAGGAUGAUGUGUUUACAUCCAUUAUAAAAUAUUUGAUUUGAAUUAGACAACUUGUACACUUAAUAGUUAUAUAGCGUUUCUAAUGAUGCGAAAUACAAUUAAGUUAUACCGAAGAUGAUUCACAUUGAUAAUACCACGCGCAAUUAGAAACUUUUUUACACUUGUAAGACUGUGAUUGUCUAUGAUAACAAAUGCUAUCUGAAUAUGUCGUGAUGAAUUUAGAAAAAAAAAUGGUACAUUUACAUAUAGUUUUAUUUAUGUUGAUGUCUAUCAAUUAUAUAUGUAAAUAACUGAUGUGAAUAUAUUAUUAAGAAUGGACUUGUCUCAUUUCCAACAACUCAAUAUUAUUUUUCAAGUUUGCACUCCACACCCCUAAAUGUGUGUUUGUUUAUCUUCUUACAUAAAAAACAUAUGAAUUCACAAGUGUUAAUUUUCAUCUAAGUCCAUUUUUGGAUAUA